Drosophila grimshawi is the source of this 346-nucleotide messenger RNA. Its product is annotated as prolyl 4-hydroxylase subunit alpha-2-like. Lineage: Eukaryota; Metazoa; Arthropoda; Insecta; Diptera; Drosophilidae. Gene Ontology annotation, cellular component: endoplasmic reticulum. The record is from RefSeq and is a predicted model, not a curated record. The annotation marks the transcript as partial. Gene Ontology annotation, biological process: peptidyl-proline hydroxylation to 4-hydroxy-L-proline. Gene Ontology annotation, molecular function: L-ascorbic acid binding; procollagen-proline 4-dioxygenase activity; iron ion binding. The transcript has 3 exons.
AUAACCAAGCAACAAACAAGUGAAACUGGUGAUCGCAUUGCAACUGUGCUGUUCUAUUUGUCUGAUGUGGAGCAGGGAGGCGCCACAGUAUUUCCACAUCUGAAACAAGCUGUCAGUCCAGAGCGUGGAAUGGCUCUCUUCUGGUAUAAUCUGCUGGACAAUGGAACUGGCGACACGCGAACCCUUCAUGGAGGCUGUCCAGUUCUUGUGGGCUCCAAGUGGGCAAUGACGAAGUGGGUACAUGAACGUGCUCAGCUGUAUACUAGACCUUGUCUAAAAACAAAUUUCUAAUCAGCUCAGCCCACAGAUAUGCACGAAGAAGGCAAGUAUAAUUUAUUAAAAUAUU